Molecule: messenger RNA, 1499 nt
Organism: Cicer arietinum (chickpea)
Lineage: Eukaryota; Viridiplantae; Streptophyta; Magnoliopsida; Fabales; Fabaceae
Source: RefSeq, a predicted model, not a curated record
UAGUUAGUUAGUUUUACAAGUAAAGUACAGAGAAAUAACUAAUAUCUAAUUUCUAUUAAUAGGAUUUGAAUUGUGCUGGAAAUUCAAACACUCUUCUCUUCGAUUUCAAUCCUAUUGUUCUUUUUGUUCUGCCAUGGAAGCUCCUUCCAAAAUCUUCAACUCUUCUCUUUGGAAUCGUCACUUAACAUUAACAAACUCCAAAAUCAAAACCAUAACCAUAGCACCCAUUUUCCCUUACCGUCACCAACGACUCUCUCUCAAGAAAAUCUCUUCAACUCUAAAUCGUUCUUCCCAUUCACCAAUUCCUCAAAAUCUCAACUUUCCAAACCCCACCAACAAUCUCAACAACCCAUUUCUGACACUUUCACAAAGUCAUUAUAUCGGUUGGAACCCAGCUUCUAAAAACGGGAAUAAAAAAGGCUUUUACGGUGGCGAAAACCGCGAAGUUAUGGUGAUUUUGUUGGGGUGGUUAGGAUCGGAAACCAAACACCUAAAAAGUUAUGCAAAGUGGUACAAUUCGCGUGGCGUUCACGCGGUUACUUUCAUCAUUGACGUGAAGGAGUUUCAGGGACUUGAUUUUGGGCGUUUGCUUGAGAAACGAACAACUCUGUUUGCAGACAAAGUUGCUUCGUGGGUUUCUUCUGGUGAGGAAAUUGAUGGAAGAGAAAGGUGUUUGAUUUUUCAUACUUUCAGUAACACUGGUUGGUUGGUCUAUGGUUUUGUUCUUGCUAGAUUCAUGGAAAGUCAUGAUGUUAUGAAGAAUAUUAAAGGAUGCAUCGUUGAUUCUGGAGGGGCAUAUCCUUUUAAUCCUCAGGUUUGGGCUGCUGGUUUUGCCGCUGCUACAUUUCAAAAACGCAGCUCUUCAACCCAAGCCGGAGUCAAGCAUAAUUCAGAGGCAAAGAUUCAACAAAAUGAAUAUUCCACAAUUGAAAUUGUAAAGUUAUCAAUAUUAGAUUUGAUAUUCUCAAUUAUUUUUAUGUUGCCUGAACCGAAUCGGAGGAUAAAGAGGAUGUUCGAUCCUCUUUCGGAUCAUCAGGUUUGUCCUCAGCUCUACUUAUAUAGCAGAGCUGACAAAAUAAUCCCGUUUAGAUUCAUCGAAGCGUUUAUUGAGGAGCAGAAGAAAAAAGGAAAAUGGGUGAGAUCCUUGAUUUUUGGUUCAUCUCCUCAUGUGAGCCAUUAUUGGAUUUUUCGGAACAAAUAUCUAUCACAAGUGGAUGAAUUCUUGAAUGAGUGUUUCAAUACAAAUGGACUACAUAUGAAUGUGUUAGGUUUAAAUUCCUUUGAAAUAGAAAAUUAGUGUCACAAUUCUCCCUCAUUUUAAAUUUUUUAGAAAAAUGUAAAAUUGUGCUUCCAAAAAAAUAAAGUUGUGCUAAUUACACAAUGAAGUUUACAUGAAACCUACUAUAUCCUAUACUUGAAAAACAUUGAUUCAAUUAUUUGUUAGAUGUAGUGUACUUCGUCUCUAUAUAAUAAAGAAAUAAAAUAACUACUUACCACCA